Messenger RNA from Corylus avellana, 1390 nucleotides. RefSeq names its product clathrin light chain 1. Lineage: Eukaryota; Viridiplantae; Streptophyta; Magnoliopsida; Fagales; Betulaceae. Gene Ontology annotation, biological process: intracellular protein transport; clathrin-dependent endocytosis. The record is from RefSeq and is a predicted model, not a curated record. Gene Ontology annotation, cellular component: clathrin coat of coated pit; plasma membrane; clathrin coat of trans-Golgi network vesicle. Gene Ontology annotation, molecular function: structural molecule activity; clathrin heavy chain binding.
AUAAAGUUAAAAGGUUUCCAAAGCUCUUCCAUUUCAGAGAGACACAGAGAGAGAGAGAAAGUGAGUGAUUCUUAGAGAGAGAGAGAGAGAGAGAGAGAGAGAGAAAGAUGUCUUCGUUCGACGCGUACGGCAUCGACGGCGAGGAGAUGAACGUGAACGCUUCGCACGGCCACUUCGUCGACGACGACGGCGGCGACGAUAACUUCACCAGUGGCGGAUACGGAUCCGGAUCCUACUCCAGCUUCCCACCAGCGGGCGGUGACUACUCCGGCUCUUUCCCGUCGGAAGGUAAUGUUUCCAUCGAUCAUGCCUCCGCCUCUCCGGAGAUCUUCGGAUUCGACGAUCCGAACCCUAGUUACUCUCAAUCUCCGUUCAACCCGAUCCACGCGGAGAACGGCAAUGGUUACGGUGUAGGUGAUAACGGCAUCGGAGACGACGUUUUUGUCUCGGACGGGCCGGUGCUUCCGCCGCCGACUGAGAUGGAGCCUGAUGAAGGCUUCGCUCUUCGCGAAUGGAGGCGUCAAAAUGCUAUUCUGCUUGAGGAGAAGGAGAAGAGAGAGAAAGAAAUGAGAAACCAGAUCAUCAUAGAAGCUGAGGAGUAUAUACAAGCGUUUUAUGAGAAAAGGAAGCUUAAUGUUGAGACUAGUAAGGCUGACAACAGAGAAAGGGAGAAGGUAUACUUGGCUACUCAAGAGAAGUUUCAUAAAGAGGCAGACAAACAGUACUGGAAAGCAAUAGCAGAGAUCAUUCCUUACGAGGUCCCCAACAUUGAGAAGAAGAGAGGCAAGAAAGAUCAGGACAAGAAGCCCUCAGUCACAGUCAUCCAGGGUCCAAAGCCCGGAAAACCCACGGAUCUUUCAAGAAUGCGCCAAAUACUGGUGAAGCUAAAGCACACACCCCCUCCCCACAUGAUAACACCGCCUCCACCUGCACCUGCCAAGGAUGGCAAAGAUGGGAAGGAAGGAAAAGAUGCUAAAAAUGGAAAAGAUGCAGCAUCAAGUGCCACAACAUCUGCAGCAGCAGGAAAGCCGGAUUUACCAACCAAAGACGCCGCCUCUAAUGGUGCUUCACACACUUCCGAGCAAGAAGUCCCUGUUAAUGCCGAAGAACAGUCUGCAGCAUAACCAUAAUAGCCAUACAACAUCUUUCUUAUUUGUUCUUCUUCACUUUUCUUUGUUUUUCUUCUGAGUCGCUGUUCUAUUUAUUCCCUGAUUCUAAAAUCUUAGUAGUUUGUGUCUUUUACGGAGAAUAAGGAUUCGUACUGGUUGGUUCCAUUUUCUUCAGCUUUGAACUGGGAAGCCUAUUCUCUUGUUGUUUUGUAAUAUGUUGUGAUUGAGAUUGAAAUUUGUCAUUGUUUUCGGCAUUUAUGAUAUUAAUCUUUUUGUACUAA